Messenger RNA from Danaus chrysippus (African queen), 1611 nucleotides. Lineage: Eukaryota; Metazoa; Arthropoda; Insecta; Lepidoptera; Nymphalidae. The record is from the annotation of a GenBank genome assembly.
AUGCCUAGAAAAGUUUUCGUAGUUGGUGUUGGUAUGACGAAGUUCGUUAAGCCCAAUAGUGGCAUGGAUUAUCCAGAUUUAGGGAAGGAAGCUGUCGAGGCAGCUUUGGCCGAUGCUCGUAUUAAGUACCAAGACGUACAACAGGCUAUAUGCGGGUACGUCUUCGGUGAUUCCACAAGCGGUCAGCGAGUACUAUAUCAGAUUGGCAUGACUGGUAUUCCUAUAUAUAACGUUAAUAACAAUUGCUCCACUGGUUCUAACGCACUAUUCCUUGGAAAGCAACUCGUAGAAGGUGGUGUUUCUGAUGUUAUUCUGGCUCUUGGAUUCGAGAAAAUGACGCCAGGUGCUCUAGGCAAUGGUACAUUUUCAGACAGAACGAAUCCUUUAGAUAGACAUACUCUAAAGAUGGCGGAUUUGGCAGAACUAACUGCUGCUCCUAUGACCGCUCAAUACUUCGGUAACGCGGGUGCAGAGCACAUGAAGAAAUAUGGUACUACUGAAGUGCAUAUAGCCAAAAUAGCAGCUAAGAAUCACCGCCACGGUGCCAAGAACCCAAGAGCGCAAGGUGGACGAGAGUACACAGUCGAGGAAGUGUUGAACUCUCGUAGAAUAUAUGGCCCACUAACAAAACUGGAAUGUUGCCCGACUAGUGAUGGGGCCGCGGCUGCCAUCCUUAUGUCUGAAGAGGCCGUCAUUCGUUAUGGACUUCAGAAUAAGGCAGUAGAAAUAAUCGGUAUGGAGAUGGCCACUGACACUGAGGAUGUUUUCAAAGAAAACAGUCUAAUGAAGGUUGCCGGUUAUGAUAUGACAGGGUUAGCGGCUAAAAGACUAUAUGAAAAGACAGGUAUAUCACCGAUGCAAGUUGAUGUUGUCGAGUUGCAUGAUUGUUUCGCAACAAAUGAGUUGAUCACGUAUGAGGGGCUUCAGUUGUGUGGGGAGGGUGAAGCUGGUAAAUUCAUUGACGCCGGUGACAACACGUAUGGUGGCCGAGUUGUAGUUAAUCCGAGUGGUGGUUUGAUUGCUAAGGGACAUCCCCUGGGUGCUACCGGCCUGGCCCAGUGUGCCGAGCUAGUCUGGCAGUUACGAGGAGAGGCGGGAGAUAGACAGGUACCCCGAGCUCGCAUUGCCUUACAACACAACUUAGGACUCGGAGGAGCUGUAGUCAUCACCAUGUACCGUAAAGGAUUCACCAAUGCAUCACCCAACCAGGUGGCCGCCAUCGCAGCCAAUCCUGAGAACUUCAAAGUAUACAAAUACAUGAAGAUCCUCGAGGAAGCUAUGAAGUCCGAUGAAGAUAAACUCAUCGAGAAAGUUAGAGGAGUUUAUGGUUUCAAGGUCAGGAAUGGACCAAACGGCGAAGAAGGUUACUGGGUCAUCAACGCCAAGGAAGGAAAGGGAAGUGUGAACUAUGACGGCAAAGACAAAUGUGACGUGACCUUCACAAUCAACGAUGAGGAUGUCGCUGACCUGAUAUCCGGUAAACUUAAUCCCCAGAAGGCAUUUUUCCAAGGAAAAAUCAAAAUCCAAGGUAACAUGGGACUCGCUAUGAAGCUGACCGAUCUACAGAGAUCCGCUGCCGGUAGAAUUGAAGCAAUCCGCUCCAAACUAUAA